Lepisosteus oculatus (spotted gar) is the source of this 3604-nucleotide messenger RNA. RefSeq names its product inactive dipeptidyl peptidase 10. Lineage: Eukaryota; Metazoa; Chordata; Actinopteri; Semionotiformes; Lepisosteidae. Gene Ontology annotation, cellular component: voltage-gated potassium channel complex; plasma membrane. Gene Ontology annotation, biological process: proteolysis; regulation of potassium ion transmembrane transport. The record is from RefSeq and is a predicted model, not a curated record. Gene Ontology annotation, molecular function: serine-type peptidase activity; potassium channel regulator activity.
CCAAGGAGGGAAACGAACUGAAUUUGACAAUUUGAUUUUGCCCCAGAUGUGCGGAUCAUAGGGACGCUGCAGUAGAGACCAGUUGGGAUCCUGACCGCUUCCUGUCGGCUCAGACAGAGCAAGAGAGGGGGGAGAAAAAAAAUCACAAGGCAUUUAAGCCUGCUGGUUGGGUGCCAUUAUCAGCUGUAGGCUUGCACCUAUGUAGGUUGUGCUUUUGCAGAAUGUGAAUCACAACCUUCAGGUAUCUCCGCAGUCUCCUAGACUUCUCCGAAUCGUGACAGUUCCAUUUCUGUCUGCCUCCAGUUCAAGAUUUUGCUUGCGAUAACUCGGCGGCUGCGCUGCCAACAGUGCCGCACGGAGCCAAGCGCUCGUCCGAGUGGAAUGCAUCCUCUGCAGUUAGGAAAAUAAGACUAAAGAAGUUGUAAAUCCCCGAUUUCACAAUGACAGCAACCAAGGAGCAACAUAACCAAAGAGGAAGCCAGCAGCAAGAGCAGGACCUGGGAGGUGGCAGCCCUCCACAGAGGAACUGGAAAGGAAUUGCUAUCGCACUGCUGGUCAUUCUCGUGGUCUGCUCCCUCAUUACCAUGUCGGUCAUACUGCUCACCCCAGAUGACACCUCAAGUGGGAGUGAGACUAAACUUUCUGUGGAAGAUCUUUUUAAACCCGAUUUUGCUGUACAUGACCCUGAAGCAAAAUGGAUAAGCGAUACGGAGGUUGUUUACAGAGACAGGGAUGGUCAUGUCAUCAAAUUGGAUGCAGCAACAAAUGACAAUAUGACUUUACUGGAAAGUAGUACCUUUGUCACUUUCAAAGCUGCAAAAUAUUCAGUGUCCCCAGACUUGAGGUUCGUUCUUCUUGCGUAUGAUGUAAAACAGGUGUACCGACAUUCAUACACAGCAUCAUAUUCUAUUUACAACAUUCUUUCGAGGGAAGUCUUGGAGUUGAACCCUCCAGAGGUCUCUGAUUCUGUGUUACAGCAUGCUGCCUGGGGAGUUCAGGGACAACAACUGAUCUAUAUAUUUGAAAACAACAUCUACUACCAAUCAGAUGUUAAAAGCAAUUCAUUGCGGCUUACGUUAUCUGGAAAAGAAGGAGUCAUUUUCAAUGGAAUUGCAGAUUGGUUGUAUGAGGAGGAAAUCUUGAAGUCCCAUAUUGCCCACUGGUGGUCCCCAGAUGGAGAACGGUUGGCGUUCCUGAUGAUUAAUGACUCCCUGGUAUCUAACAUGGCCCUUCCUCACUUUACGGGCAGCCUUUACCCCAGAGGAAAGCAAUACCCAUACCCUAAGGCUGGACAAACAAACCCUACUGUUAAGCUUUAUGUUGUGAAUCUCUAUGGACCUACGCACACUCAGGAACUGAAACCACCAGACAGCUUCAAAGCCAGAGAAUAUUAUGUGGUGAUGAUGAAAUGGAUCAGCAGCACCAAAACUGCUGUGAGAUGGUUAAAUCGUCUUCAGAACAUUUCGAUCCUUACAGUGUGUGAUACAACUGUGGGAGCCUGUUUGGAGAAACAUGAGGAGAGAUCCGAAGUCUGGCUUUCAAAACAGAACGAAGAACCAGUAUUUUCAAAGGAUGGCAGUAAAUUCUUUUUAACUGUUCCAGUGAAGCAAGGGGGGAGAGGAGAAUUCCAUCACAUUGCAAUGUUUACAGAGCAGUCUAAAACUGGAAAAACCGUUCGUCAUUUAACAUCAGGCAACUGGGAAGUUACCAAAAUACUAGCCUAUGAUGAAAAUAAUCAGACCUUAUAUUUCCUAAGCACUGAAGCUUCAACAAUGUGGAGACAUCUAUACAGUGUUUCUACUACUGACUUAUUUCCUCGUCGCUGCUUGACCUGUGAAUUUAGCAAGACAAACUGUACGUUUGUCAGUGCUGACAUCAGUCCCAAUAAUCAGUAUUUCCUCCUGCACUGCAAAGGUCAUGGGAUACCAACAGUAACUGUACAUCCUCUAAAUAAUCCUAAAAAUAACUACAUAUUGGAGGAUAACACUUUACUGAGAAGAGUGGUAAAAGAAAAAAGAAUUCAAAAGACGGAAUUCAAGGCUGUUUCCAUUGACGGCUUUGAGCUGCCACUGAAAGUAUCCUAUCCAGUUGACUUCUCUGAAUCAAAGCAGUAUGGCUUGCUCUUGAUUGUUGACGGUGCUCCUGGCAGUCAGUCUGUAAAUGACAAGUUUCUCCUGGACUGGGACUCGGUGCUCGUCAGCUCUGAUGGUGUGAUAGUGGCUCGAUUUGAUGGCAGAGGCAGUGGAUUUCAGGGACAGAAGAUUCUGCAGCAGGUUCAUCAGCGCUUAGGCCUUGUUGAGUCCGAGGAUCAACUAGCAGCUCUGGGGUACUUUUUGAAACUACCUUAUAUUGACCCCAACCGGAUUGGGAUAUUUGGAAAGGGUUAUGGUGGAUUUAUUACAUUAAUGAUGCUCAAAUCAUCAGAAAAACAGUUUAAAUGUGCUGUAGCAAUGUCUCCCAUGACAGACUGGAAACUGUACGCCUCAGCCUUUUCAGAGAGAUACAUUGGCAUGCCAUCAAAGGAAGAAAGUAAAUACCAGGCUUCAAGUGUGCUACGUAAUAUCCAGGGAUUAAAAGAACAAAAUCUCAUGUUAAUACAUGGAACUGCAGAUGCCAACAUCCACUUUCAGCAUACAGCAGAACUGAUUAAGCAUUUGAUACGAGCUGGUGCUAACUACACUAUGCAGAUUUAUCCAGACGAAGGACAUUUUGUGUCAGAGAAGAGCAGACAGCACCUCUACCGUACACUCAUCACCCUCUUUCGAGAGUGUCUCAAAGAAGACACACUGCUAUUACCAGAGGAGCCAGAAGAGGAUGAAUAGGUGAAGAGGCCAUUGGAAGGACUUUAUAAUUUAUUUCUGUAAUGACUACUGGAGCCUUGAAGGCUCUGAACCGAGCAUUAGCUAGAAAUGACUGCUGGAGUCAAGGAGCUACUGGGGCUCAAGGACAGACAAAGGAUUUCUCUCAAUGGGACAGCACAGUAAAAGUUAUUCGGCAAACAAUCUGGAUCUCACAGAUCAUGUUCAACUUAAUCUUCUGUUUAGAAAUCUCUUUUUGAAGGGCACCGGUCUGCUUUUCUUCCCAUGAGACUUGAGUUUUACAUACACAAUUAAGUGCAUGAUUAUUUUGUUUAGCCUCAUCACUUUUCCAUGUAAAUAUCUGUUGUUGUAGCACCUUGCAUCAAACAUGUACCAUUUUACCCUUUUGUAUAAAUGCACAAUGAAAUGCUACACCUACCUGUGAUGUCAGAAAUGCAAAUUCAACGUUACUGUGACACUGAAGAAUAAGUGCAAUUCCUUCACAACCCGUUCUCAUGUUCACCCAAUAAAGAUACAGUAUUUUGUAUAAUACUCCAGAGUGUGUACAUAUGUAAAUAUUUUUGAGAUAUGUACCAUCCAAUGGUUCCCACACUCAGACGUAUUUAUCACAGACAUGUACAGUACCUUUCUUUUUCUUAGGAUGUUUUUUGUAAUGCUUGUUCAUUUUUUUCUCUUUUAGUGUUUUAUAAGGGAAGGCAGUUGUGCGUGGCAGUGGAUGUUAUUGUCUUCUGAGGUAUUCUUAUGAAUAAAUAAACCUUACUAACAAUGUGAAAGGAAUGGUGCCA